This is a messenger RNA of Rhododendron vialii, 414 nucleotides long. Its product is annotated as LRR receptor-like serine/threonine-protein kinase FLS2. The record is from RefSeq and is a predicted model, not a curated record. The transcript has 2 exons. NCBI's taxonomy places the organism in Eukaryota, Viridiplantae, Streptophyta, Magnoliopsida, Ericales, Ericaceae. Gene Ontology annotation, molecular function: protein binding. The coding region runs from base 1 to 414 and encodes 137 amino acids.
AUGCAAGCAGUGGCGCUCUUGGCGUGGAAAGCUAACCUUGACAACGAAAGUCAAUCUCUCUUGUCCUCAUGGGUUGUCGGAAGCAACCACUGCAAUUGGAUUGGAAUUGGUUGUAAAAGGGCUGGCAGAGUCAUCACUCAUAUUGACCUUAAUAGUCAUGGUUUGAGAGAAUCUCUUUGGUCCAAUUCCUACUUCUAUAGGGAACUUGUUGAACUUAAUCACUCUUUUCCUUACCGCAAUCAUCUUUCCGGGUCAAUCCCCAAAGAAGUAGGGAUGCUAAGGUCUCUCGUUUAUCUCAGACUCGCAAGAAACAAUCUCACGGGUACAAUCCCUGCUUCUAUAGGGACCCAAAAAUUUCUUGUGUCUUUGGCUAUAUUUGAUAACCAACUUAUUGGGUCUAUUCCCCCGCUGUGA